AUGGGCGCAAUUCACCUCUACCUCGUCCGUCACGGCGAGUCCGUCGACAACGUCGCGAAUCUCUAUGCUGGGUCUCGCGACGCUUCUCUGACCUCCCAUGGCGUUCUGCAAGCCAGACGUCUGGGCACCCACCUCUCCUCGCGGACCGCGUCUGCGCCCGUCUCACACAUCUUCGCCUCGAAUCUGCAACGUGCAUUCCGCACCGCUGAGGCCAUUCGCGAUGCCCUCUCUACAUCGUCCGAGGCCGAAGUGUCGACGCGGAGUCAUGUCGUGGAGGUUGUCCAGCUGCCCGAGCUUCGCGAGAAGCACUUCGGCUCUGGCGAGGGUCAAAAGGUCGGCGCCAGAAGUGUUGGUGAAAGACACGUUGGCGCCGAGACUCACGAGGCGAUGUUUGCAAGGGCGAAACGGUUCGUGAGCGACUACCUCGCGCCCAUCUUCGCAUGCGUUGAUGCGGUUGAGGCAGAGUCAGAGAGUGUGGUCGUCGUCGCGCAUGGGAUCAUUCUCGGCGUGUUGGCGCGGGUUCUUCGUUCUACGUCCUAUUUCGGGACUGUGGUUUCGACACCAGAAGACCAGAUGCCUUUGGCUUGGAGCAAUACCGGCUACGUUGAGGUUCAUAUCACGGCGUCGGCGACAAGCAAGACAACCGAGUCUAAGCAAUCUGAUUCAACUCCCACCUGGCCCGACCUGUCUUUCAAGACAAUCACGGUCAAUUGCACCGAUCACCUGCAGGGUUUGAAGAAAACCCGCGGUGGCAUCGGUAGCGCAAAACACGACGAGAAGCAGAAGACGCUUAACGCAUUCUUCACGCCGACCGCCAAAAAGCGCAAACACGACGACGAAACUUGA
Messenger RNA from Colletotrichum truncatum, 846 nucleotides. RefSeq names its product phosphoglycerate mutase family protein. NCBI's taxonomy places the organism in Eukaryota, Fungi, Ascomycota, Sordariomycetes, Glomerellales, Glomerellaceae. Gene Ontology annotation, cellular component: cytosol. The record is from RefSeq and is a predicted model, not a curated record. Gene Ontology annotation, molecular function: fructose-2,6-bisphosphate 2-phosphatase activity. Gene Ontology annotation, biological process: negative regulation of glycolytic process; regulation of pentose-phosphate shunt.